AUGAAAAUGACUGUAAAACUGCUACGUAAAGGGUUUUUCCCAAAUCCAUUUAAUCGGUUAGCAAAAGGUCAACAUGACGGGUCAUCAGAUGCAUGGGUGGCAUUCACUUGGAUAGCCCAAACGUUGCACGACAAAAGACAACACAAAAAAUUAUUCUCAGUUGGUCUUCAGGAGGGUCAUUCAAGAAAUUCAUUCAAAAGCAUUCUCAUCAAGUCACUCAUGUCAUUUGAUGAAACUCCUACAACAUUGAAAAACUACAUUACCAUUUGCUUGGGCUCAAAGUUUAAUGUGAAAGAGACACGAAGAAAUUUACUUCGUCCCAAAUCAAUGCGCUUGCUUGCAUUUCUGAGGAAAUGGGACAGAAUGAAGGGACCCAAAUCAGGGAAACCAAAGAGUCAUAAUUAUGCAUGGUUGCAACAAUCUAGGUUGAAUUGCUUUUUUAUGGGUUCUGCUGAAAUUCGUACAUUGGUUAUGCAGAAAUGCUUUGAGCAAAACUGCACGCUUGAAAGUGAUUCUAGACAACAAACUGCUAAACAACCUAUUUCCUCAUUAACCCAACAAGCAAGUCUUGCUUGUCCGGACUUAUUUUUACUUGAAUUUCACCAAAAUUAA
Echinococcus granulosus is the source of this 612-nucleotide messenger RNA. RefSeq lists its product as hypothetical. Lineage: Eukaryota; Metazoa; Platyhelminthes; Cestoda; Cyclophyllidea; Taeniidae. The record is from RefSeq and is a predicted model, not a curated record. The transcript is spliced from 4 exons. The coding region runs from base 1 to 612 and encodes 203 amino acids.